UUGAAAGAAAAACUUGUUGGCGACCACGCAUUAAACAUGACGUGCUUCGUGGCUCGUAUAAAAGAGGUUGUCAGCGCUUGACCCAACAUCACAACCACUUGACCCACAGAGCGAGCGAGAGUCGCAGCGAGUCGCAACUAACUAAGUUCCAGCCUAAGCAACAGCAUGAAGAUAUUUGUGACGAUUCUCGUAGCCACUUUGGCGCUGGCCCGUGCCGACAUCAGCCUCACGCAGCAAGGCUACAACUACAGGCAGCAGCAGCAGCAGCAGCAGCAGCCGACUGUUGUGGCACAUUUGCUUAACCAGCAGUUGCAGCAGCAGCAACAGCAGCAGCAGUCACAGUCAUCCCAUCCAGUGCUGCCACCGCUGUCCGUGCCAUUGCCCUAUCUGCCGCCCUCUGGCCAGUACCAGCCGCAGCAGCAGCAACAGCAGCAGCGCCCCAUUGCUGCCGCAUUCCCCAUGCCCGCCAAUUUUCCAGUCAAUUUCCAGACAGCUCCACUGACCCAGACGCGUCGGUCGCGUCCACGUGUUCGCAUUCCCAAGAAGCCCAUUGUCACCAAGAACUUCUUCAUACACACGGCGCCCGAGGAGUCGGACGAUGAGAUUCAGGAUGAGCUGCAGCAGCUGAAUCAGCAGCCGCGCAAUCACUACAACGUCCUGUUCGUGAAGACGCCCGCUCAGACGAACCGCGCCGCUGCGCUCAAUCUGGCCAAGACCCUGAAGCAGGAGAAGACGGUGGUGUAUGUGCUGGCCAAGAAGACAACGGCCGCUGAUCUGCAGGAUGCCAUUGCCGAUGCGCCACAGCAUAUUAACAAGCCGGAGGUGUUCUUCAUUAAGUAUCGCACGCCCGAGGAGGCGCUCAAUGCCCAGCGUCAGAUUCAGACCCAAUACGAUGCGUUGGGCGGCAGCUCCACCAUUACCGACGAGGGCCUGGCGCCAAUUACCUCGGUCGUGGGCUCUCUGGACGCACCCGAGGAGGAGGAAGAGGAGCAGCAGCAACAGCAACAGGCCAUCGAGGGCAACGGCAAUCUCAACAUCAAUGCCCCAAUUAACAAUCAAUAUCUGCCCUCGAAUCAGUUCUAAAGUAUCUUCAUUGCUCAACCAGUGCGAAUCUUAGUUAGUUAGUCACAUUCCCCCAG
Molecule: messenger RNA, 1139 nt
Organism: Drosophila montana
Lineage: Eukaryota; Metazoa; Arthropoda; Insecta; Diptera; Drosophilidae
Gene: TwdlW
Product: TweedleW
Exons: 2
Coding region: 166-1083 (305 amino acids)
Source: RefSeq, a predicted model, not a curated record